CCUCCCAGCAUCAUGCUGUACAACUGCUGCCUUCCCAACCUGAGUUGCCGCACCAGCUGCUCCUCCAGGCCCUGUGUGCCCCCCCGCUGCCACAGCUGCACCCUGCCUGGGGCCUGCAACAUUCCCGCCAACGUGAGCAACUGCAACUGGUUCUGUGAGGGCUCCUUCAAUGGCAGCGAGAAGGAGACCAUGCAGUUCCUGAAUGACCGCCUGGCCAGCUACCUGGAGAAGGUGCGCCAGCUGGAGCGGGAGAACGCAGAGCUGGAGAGCCGCAUCCGUGAGCGGUGCCAGCCUCAGGAUCCCAUUGUGUGUGCCAGCUACCAGUCCUACUUCCGGACCAUCGAGGAGCUCCAGCAGAAGAUCCUGUGUGGCAAGUCUGAGAAUGCCAGGUUGGUGGUACAGAUUGACAAUGCCAAACUCGCCUCAGAUGACUUCAGGACCAAGUAUGAGACGGAGCUGUCGCUGCGGCAGCUGGUGGAGUCGGACAUCAACGGCCUGCGCAGGAUCCUGGAUGAGCUGACCCUGUGCAAGUCUGACCUGGAGGCCCAGGUGGAGUCCCUGAAGGAGGAGCUGCUGUGCCUCAAGCAGAACCAUGAGCAGGAAGUCAACACCCUGCGCUGCCAGAUUGGAGACCGCCUCAAUGUGGAGGUGGACGCUGCUCCCACUGUGGACCUGAACCGUGUGCUGAAUGAGACCAGGUGUCAGUAUGAAGCCCUGGUGGACACCAACCGCAGGGAAGUUGAGGAGUGGUACACCACGCAGAGUGAGGAGCUGAACAAGCAGGUGGUGUCCAGCUCAGAGCAGCUGCAGACCUGCCAGGCAGAGAUCAUUGAGCUGAGACGCACGGUCAACGCCCUGGAGAUCGAGCUGCAGGCCCAGCACAACCUGAGAGACUCUCUGGAGAACACGCUGACGGAGAGUGAGGCCCGCUACAGCUCCCAGUUGUCCCAGAUUCAGUGCAUGAUCACCAAUGUGGAGUCCCAGCUGGCUGAGAUCCGUUGUGACCUGGAGCGUCAGAACCAGGAGUACCAGGUGCUGCUGGAUGUCAAGGCCCGGCUCGAGUGUGAGAUCAACACGUACCGAGGCCUGCUGGAGAGCGAAGACUGCAAUCUCCCCUGUAACCCCUGUGCCACAACCAAUGCAUGUGACAAGCCCAUUGGGCCCUGCGUCUCUGCUCCCUGUGUCCAACGUGCUCGAUGUGGGCCUUGUGGCAACUUUGGUUGCUAGAGGAUGCACUGCCAGGAGGAAGAGAAAGACUUCAGUUACAUCUCACCUCUACUUCAUCCAAACAUCACCAAGAGUGAGCACACUCUGGAAAAAUGCAGAAACCUUUCA
Tupaia belangeri chinensis (Chinese tree shrew) is the source of this 1335-nucleotide messenger RNA. Its product is annotated as keratin, type I cuticular Ha3-I. Gene Ontology annotation, cellular component: cytoskeleton. The transcript is spliced from 7 exons. Gene Ontology annotation, molecular function: structural molecule activity. The coding region runs from base 13 to 1227 and encodes 404 amino acids. The record is from RefSeq and is a predicted model, not a curated record. Lineage: Eukaryota; Metazoa; Chordata; Mammalia; Scandentia; Tupaiidae. Gene Ontology annotation, biological process: epithelial cell differentiation; intermediate filament organization.